Messenger RNA from Lachancea sp. 'fantastica', 1209 nucleotides. The record is from the annotation of a GenBank genome assembly. NCBI's taxonomy places the organism in Eukaryota, Fungi, Ascomycota, Saccharomycetes, Saccharomycetales, Saccharomycetaceae.
AUGUCAUCAUCAUCAUCAUCGGUGAGAAAGCCUAGAGCUAAACCAUGGCAAGGACAGGUUGCAGAUGAUUUAGAGACUGAAUCAGCGAUGGUGGGACCUUCACAACCCGUAACUUUAAAAGUGGGGUCCUCCGAUGAUGAAAGAAGUGCACCAGAACUACCGCACCGGCCAGCAGGCCUCGAAACCGACUCUGAUGCGAACAAUAACAUACGCAGCAACGCUGGAAACCAAACCAACUUUUACGGACAGAAUGGCAUGGGAUAUGGCGGGUCUUUGUAUGGAGGCAAUUUCGGUUCGCCCUACGCAUCCAAUGGGUACGGAUCGAUGUAUGGAUCAGGUUAUGGCUCGAUGUACGGAUCGGGUGGUGGUUAUGGUUCUAUGAUGGGUGGAGGAUAUGGAGCAGGAGGCAUGUAUGGGAUGGCAGGGUUGAAUGCCAAUGCCAAUGCAAUUGCAAACGGGGCACCCGGACUGGCAGAAUCGACCCAAGCGACGUUCCAGUUGAUCGAAAGUCUGAUUGGGGCCGUUGCAGGGUUUGCACAGAUGCUAGAGGCAACUUACAUGGCUACUCAUAAUUCAUUUUUCACAAUGGUUUCGAUGGCAGAACAGAUUGCAACUCUGAAAGAGAUGCUGGGAUCGUUUUUGGGAAUUUUUGCAGUCAUCAAGAUGCUCAAGAAAGUGCUUUACAAGAUCACCAGCGGGAGACUAGGCACAGCUCCUCGUCUUAAAGCGUCUGGUGGGGCUCAAAGCGAACUUGCGAAAGAAUUCGACAAGUUCACAGGACGGGACCUGGAGCGCGACAAGCGUGGGAAAAGACGUAUUUCGUGGAAACCAUUGUUGAUCUUUUUGGCCGCUGUGUUUGGAUUCCCAUUUCUACUGCGAAAGUUUGUUGCAAGACUGGCCGAGAUCCAACAACGGAAAACGUUGCAGGCGCACAAGAACGGGGCCGGUGGUUCUGGAGGGCUGGACCCACGGAAUCUUGAGUUUGCACGGGCUACGUACGAUUUCACGCCUGAGAAUCCGCAGAUUGAAGUACAGUUGCAGAAGGGCGAUCUGAUGGCUGUGAUGAGCAAGACGGAUCCUAUGGGUCGCGACAGCGAGUGGUGGAAGGUGCGUACGAAAAAGGGUGCUAUUGGGUACGUACCGAGCAAUUAUCUGGAGUUGAUUCGUAGACGUGUGGAGAGUGUGGAGAGUGUGGAGAGUGUGCGGUAG